AUGUCGACAAUUAAAGCAACGAUUACUUUUCUUUUUUUGGCCUUUACUAGUCGAUCAGUUGACGGAUUCGUGAGCGAAGAGGAGAUGUGCAUUUGUGAAUGCCCCUGUGAAGACACUUCAUGGGCAAAUCGCCCAGGGUUGCCGGAUCUAUCACUCCCUCCAGUAAUCCCUUUCCCUAUAAUCCCUCCCAAUAUUCCUGUCCCCAAGCCAGGCCCACAUUCAGAUACAGACAAAAACAACAAGAAUGACGGCAAGGACAAGAACAAGAACGACGACAAAAAUGACAACAAGAAUAAUGAUACAGAUAAUACGCAUGACAAUGACAAGCCAACGGAUAAAUCAGAGCCUACAAAGACCGAUCCAUCCAAGACGAGUAUUGCAUCAGUAUCAAGACAGGUGUGUUCUAAGACAGCAACCUUAACCACCUCUGUUGCGAUAUCCUACAGCUCAGCGAGCGAUGGGAAGUGGAAGACCACAACCAAAACCAUAAAACCAACCCCAAUCCCCGACGCAUGCGAGACAAAAAGUAUCGCUACCACGACCACGAUUCACCCGCCCGUGAAGAGCGUGAUAGACAUCGUGGACCCCGGGAAGGGCGACACGUUUGGGAACCUUACUGGGAUCGACAAGGACGCCUUGGCGUGGCUCGAAAAGAAAUUCCACGAGUUAGGCCUGGACGGCGGCUAUGAUUAUGAGGAAGAGGGGGGUGGGAGCAGCAUCGGCACCAGCUCGGUUAAGGGGACCAAGACUCUUACAUGGAGAACAUCAACCGCAGCCAAGAAAAGUAGCAAGGCGACCUUCACCUUUGUUGGAACCUUUGUCGGUUCCAAGGCUAUUAUAUGGCGAAGAAAAAAGGACCAGAAUAGGGGGCAGAUUUAUUUUGAUAGCUGA
Molecule: messenger RNA, 891 nt
Organism: Hypoxylon fragiforme
Lineage: Eukaryota; Fungi; Ascomycota; Sordariomycetes; Xylariales; Hypoxylaceae
Exons: 4
Coding region: 1-891 (296 amino acids)
Source: RefSeq, a predicted model, not a curated record